Penicillium manginii is the source of this 201-nucleotide messenger RNA. RefSeq lists its product as uncharacterized. The record is from RefSeq and is a predicted model, not a curated record. The transcript has 2 exons. NCBI's taxonomy places the organism in Eukaryota, Fungi, Ascomycota, Eurotiomycetes, Eurotiales, Aspergillaceae. Bases 1 to 201 code for a protein of 66 amino acids.
AUGGCAAAUGUGGAUAAAAUCCAGGCCAAAGACUAUCCUAAACACUUCAAGUUUAAGUUCGAACGAGUGUUCAUGGCAAGUAUUGAGAUUUGGACUAUACCGGGCGAUGUGAUGACCGAACAAAUCACAAAGACCCCCGGGGGUUCCUGGCAAACUAUUGAAACCUGGGCGGAUGCUGAUGGUGGCUUUGGCUUUCGCUAG